Lolium rigidum is the source of this 1645-nucleotide messenger RNA. RefSeq names its product hydroxycinnamoyl-CoA:5-hydroxyanthranilate N-hydroxycinnamoyltransferase HHT4-like. Gene Ontology annotation, molecular function: acyltransferase activity, transferring groups other than amino-acyl groups. The record is from RefSeq and is a predicted model, not a curated record. Bases 153 to 1469 code for a protein of 438 amino acids. The transcript has 3 exons. Lineage: Eukaryota; Viridiplantae; Streptophyta; Magnoliopsida; Poales; Poaceae.
GCCCGCCCGGGCCUUUAUAAGCGGCUCCGCCCCACCUCUCGCCAACCAGCUCUCCACCUAGAGCUUCUGCCUGCUGCUGUCGCCCAACCAUCGCGCCUGCUGCUCUCACGCCGCAGAUCCGAUCCGUCUUCAUCUUCAUCUUCAUCUUCAAGAUGGCGGCGAUCACGGUGAGGCGGUCGACCAUGGUGCGCCCGGCGGCGGAGAGGCCGCGGGAGAGGCUCUGGAACUCCAACCUCGACCUCGUCGUGCCGCGCUUCCACACGCCCAGUGUCUACUUCUACCGCCGCCCCGACUCCGAGGGGCCCUUCUUCGACGCCGACCGGAUGCGGCGCGCGCUGGCGGACGCGCUAGUGCCCUUCUACCCGAUGGCGGGGCGGCUGGCGCGGGACGAGGACGGCAGGGUCGAGAUCGACUGCAGCGGGGAGGGGGUGCUCUUCGUCGAGGCGGACGCGCCCGACGCCGCCGUCGACGACUACGGCGACUUCGCGCCCACCAUGGAGCUCAAGCGCCUCAUCCCCUCCGUCGAAUACACCGACGACAUCUCCUCCUUCCCGCUCCUCGUGCUCCAGGUGACCUACUUCAAGUGUGGAGGCGUCUCCCUUGGUGUUGGCAUGCAACACCAUGUAGCUGAUGGAAUGUCUGGAUUGCACUUCAUAAACUCAUGGUCUGACCUCUGCCGUGGAGCUCAAAUUGCAGUCAUGCCCUUCAUCGACCGAACUCUUGUCCGUGCCCGGGAUCCACCAACUCCAUGCUACCCACACGUUGAGUACCAACCUGCUCCCGCGAUGCUGUCGUCAGCUCCCCAGGCUCUCACUGGAAAGCCGACGUUGGCUCCAACGGCAGUGGACAUCUUCAAGCUCACCCGCUCAGAUCUCGGCCGCUUGCGCUCGCAGCUCCCUACGGGUGAAGGUGCACCACGUUUCAGCACGUAUGCAGUGUUAGCUGCACAUGUCUGGCGAUGUGCCUCCCUUGCGCGCGGCCUGCCUGCAGAACAGCCCACCAAGCUGUAUUGUGCCACUGAUGGGCGACAACGGCUACAGCCCCCAUUGCCAGAGGGUUACUUCGGAAAUGUCAUCUUCACCGCCACCCCACUCGCUGAGGCAGGCAAGGUGACCAGUGGCGUGGCAGAUGGAGCAGCGGUCAUCCAGGGAGCACUGGAUAUGAUGUCUGAGGACUACUGCCGCUCAGCAUUGGACUACCUGGAGAUACAACCAGAUUUAUCAGCAUUGGUCCGUGGAGCCCACACAUUUCGGUGCCCUAACCUCGGUCUCACCAGCUGGGUGCGCCUGCCAAUCCACGACGCUGAUUUUGGUUGGGGACGGCCGGUGUUCAUGGGUCCCGGAGGGAUCGCCUACGAGGGGCUGGCGUUCGUCCUCCCGAGCGCAAACAAGGACGGCAGCCUGUCCAUUGCCAUCUCAUUGCAGGCCGAGCACAUGGAGAAGUUCCGGAAGCUGAUCCUCGACGUGUAAUCAGGCUGCAAUUUUAUGCUAUCAGAGAGAAGAUACAGGGCAAGGAAGAUUCAGUUUUUUUUUGUCAAAAAAGUUACAGGUUCUUGUACUGGAACCUCUUCCGGGGUAAAUUGUAUAUGUUAUCAAACAAUGAUUUCUGUUUUGUGAAGAAAAUUAAUAAUGAGUUCUCGUAGCAA